Cimex lectularius (bed bug) is the source of this 1430-nucleotide messenger RNA. It is a transcript of the gene Lrr47, whose product is annotated as leucine-rich repeat protein 1. The transcript is spliced from 6 exons. NCBI's taxonomy places the organism in Eukaryota, Metazoa, Arthropoda, Insecta, Hemiptera, Cimicidae. The record is from RefSeq and is a predicted model, not a curated record. The coding region runs from base 165 to 1388 and encodes 407 amino acids. Gene Ontology annotation, molecular function: protein binding.
CUGUUAACUGUUAUGUUUACAGUUAAAAGGAAAGUCAUAGUCUUACACUCUAAUGUCUUAUCCAGAUAUUUCUAAAGGCUUUCGACUUGCCAAUAACGAAAUCGGCCACCUUUGAUUUAUUAUUUAUAUUUAUUAGUUAUAUUUAUUCGAACAUCGUUUGGAAAAUGCGGCUCACCGCCAAUGUCCAGAUUUACAACAGGGUCCUGCCACUUUUGAAUUUCAACCAAAAAAGACCAGAACGUACUUUGUUGGUAAUCGGACGUAUGUUCGGCAAAGGGGCCGUGUACAUUUAUCUGCAGACUAGGACCAACCAAGUGGGGGUCAAAUAUCAGGUGGAAGAAAACAUUUUAACUGUGUUCACAAAGUAUCUGAACCAAGGGAAAGCGACUAUAAGACUAAAAGAGCCAGCGAUCGACUUGAGAAUCAAAGCGCACACAAACCAGCUCGAAAGAUUUCUCUCCGUUCUGAUGAAAUUCGCCGAAAAGGGCGGAUCCAAAAGUGCAUUGCCUCUUCCUAAUCUGGCAAAAGAGAAGAAAGCUGUCGUUUUCCCUAAGACCAAAUUGUCAGUCAGUUGUCGGGAAAAGUUACCCGGGUCUGAAGGGUAUCCCAGGUCUCUUGAGAAAAUCGAAAUUACUAACUGUGGAAUAAAAAAAAUUGACAACAGGAUACUUCGGCUGCAAGAUCUUACCGUUUUAAUGCUUGAAGGUAACUGCUUGCAAACCCUUCCAUCACAGAUAGAGCUACUUCCGAAUCUAAAGCAAUUGCAUCUACGGAAAAAUGAAUUUGGCUUGUCCAACGAUUGGAGCUGGAUAAAAGGGAAAUAUUUACAAAAGAACCUAACACAUUUGAAUCUUUGCGACAAUAAGCUUAAAUACUUGCCAAGUGAAAUUUGUAGAUUUAAAAACUUGUCUUAUCUCAAUUUAGGCGACAAUGAGUUGUCUCGUGUACCAAAUUCAUUAGGAAAGCUUACAAAUUUAAACAAUUUAAUAUUAGCAAAUAAUAAAUUGAGAUGGCUCCCGGCGAGUUUUCAGUUUUUGUCUCUGAAAAAUAUCGAUGUCAGUGGGAAUGAAGGCUGUUCAUACGGAAUUGAAGAAUUUACGGGGAAUGUAGGCCAACAUAGUCUUCUAGAUCUUGCCGCAUCUGUAGUUGUCCAGACAAGGGCAGAGUACACUGAAGAAACAUUGCCCAGGGAAUUAAUCAUGUAUCUCGAAAACGCAAUGUACUGUGUUUGCGGUACUUCCACCUACCCGAUAAAGCCUCAUGCGGUGAUCACUUUUGGCUUGAGAAAAAUAUCUUCGACUGUUGUUUAUGAAAAUAAUCUGAACACAUUUCCAAUGGCGAUAAGAUCGUGUUCUCUUAGAUGUUACCGGAGACUCAUGUUAGCAUAAAUUACCAAUGUGUGUGUAAUUAAUAAAAAAAUUGACUGAUAA